AUGAGUAUUCUUAGUACUGGGUUGGCCUCUGAAAUGAGGAUUUUGGUAUCUCGCCAGCACACUCCAAUGACUAGGGAGGAAAUAGAAUCAUGUUUUUCAAAUUUUUUAAGGCUAAUAGAGAAUAAAAGUGGCGACCAUACAUUUGUCGAAAGCGACAAGAACCGUUUUCUGUAUCAACUCGUUGAUAAUUUUUACGUAUUUGUAAUGACUACAUUGGAUUCGAACAUUAUCGAAGAUUUAAUAGUUCUAAAGACUUUGUGUGAAAUAGUUCAGAAUUUGGUUAAACCUGUUAUUAACGAAGAGAAUAUACUCAAGAAUAUUUUUGAUAUACUUUUCUACAUGGACGAGCUAGUGAGCAAUAAUCAGGGAGAAAACAUGACAUUUGAUCAGAUUAAGGUAUACAUUGAAAUGGACUCGUAUGAAGAAAAGUUGCAUAAAAAGGUUGAAAAGUCAAAGGUAAAAGAGGAGGAGAAGAGGCGCGAGAUGACAUCCAAGAUGGAAAAAAGAAAACAACUUGAUAAACUUUUUAUUGACCCUUCAUAUCCCACUUCUCAUUCAAGUUACCAGGAACCUCCGCCUGUUAUUCAGGAACCUAAAAUUCAAUUACAAAGUCGUAAUAUAUCACAAUACAACACAAUAAAGAAGUUGAAGGAAAAGGAAAUAGCUAAAAUUGUUGAAGGGGAAGCUCCCGUUGUUGUGCAGAUUAUUGAAACCUGUAACGGAAAUCUACACCUUGACGGAGAUGUUGAUUCUCUUAACGUACAGGGGGAACUUGUUACAACAGUGUUUGAGGAGCAAGCACAGUCUGCAUCACUACAAUUCACCUCAAAUAAGGAUAUUAAAAUGAAAUAUCACCCAAUGGUUGACAAAAAGAUGGUUACUAAAUCUAAAAUUGAGCUUCAGAACGGGUUCAACUUGGCUCAGCCUCUCUCAAUUAUUAAGUGGAAAUAUAAACUAUCAGAGGAAGACUUUCCACUCAGUGUUACGUGUUGGCCAAGUGAGGGUACUACUGAGUGCGUUGUAGUGAUAGAAAUAACAAAUAAUUCUAACCUGACCUUUAACGAUCUCACAUUCCAAGUUCUACACUCCAGAUUUGACAACAUAAAAGUAAACUACAAUGAAGGCGGGAAUGUGGAUUCUAACCCCGACUCAUUAGUCUGGGUUGUUCCUACAUUUUCAGAGUCAGACUCAGUAAAGUUAGAGUUCUCUACAACUACAGAUCUCAACAAUAUACUUCCAUUCACACUAGUAGCAAAUUCUCAAGAUCCCUUGUCAAACGUAAAGGUUUUGGAGUGUUACGAUAAAAAUAGUGGUGAGGCAUUGACUUUCUUGACAAACCAACAAGUGUACAAUAGAGAUGAUGUAACAAUCAGACUUCCAUACUACAAAAACCCAAAAAAUAGAUUUAUCAAAAUAGUUGAACAAACAUCGAAUGUAGAAUAUACUCCAAUAGAAAAAUUAUUAGAGAAGGUUAAGGUAAAUUUAUAUUAA
This is a messenger RNA of Theileria annulata, 1491 nucleotides long. Its product is annotated as coatomer delta subunit, putative. Gene Ontology annotation, biological process: retrograde vesicle-mediated transport, Golgi to endoplasmic reticulum; Golgi localization; endoplasmic reticulum to Golgi vesicle-mediated transport. Lineage: Eukaryota; Apicomplexa; Aconoidasida; Piroplasmida; Theileriidae. The transcript has 9 exons. The record is from RefSeq and is a predicted model, not a curated record. Bases 1 to 1491 code for a protein of 496 amino acids. Gene Ontology annotation, cellular component: cytosol; COPI vesicle coat.